ACAUGCCCUUCAUCCACAUCUGCUAUCCAAGACAAACAAGAAGAACAAUCAGGGGACCAAAGGCGACAGUCUCAUUUUAGAGCCGUGACAUGAAAUCAGUGCUGGAUAGGGGAGGAGGGAUGUGAGGAUGAGAAAGUGGUGGUGAAGUGUUAAGAUGGGUGAAGAUAAGAUGGAGUGCCAGGCCUGAUUGCAUUUCUAUCGGUUGUUUAUGGAUCAGACACGGACUGGUUUGGCUCCUCUGGGACCGACUUUCUUCCGACUGGACAGCAGGCGAACGGAAAGAUAAUGCGAAAAAUAAAAGAAAACAAGGAGAGUACAAAGGAAGGAUGUCCGUGAAAGGUGCAAAGGGAGGACCGGAAAGUAGACCAUCCUCUGCCGCCAGCACAUCUCCACGAGUGGGGAGGGCUGCAGCAGCUGGAAGAUCACCCGUUGCAGGCAGAUUUAAAAACAAGGCCCUUCAGCUCAGCCUCUCCAAGAAAUUCUGCUCAAAGUCCCCCACACCCCAGGGGAAGGGCCCUGAGGAGCAGGGUAGUCGGCGUGGUAAAAGGAGCCUCAGCAACAGCUCAGCGGUGGCCGCUGCCUACGUCGCUUACCUUAAUAAACUUUUUGGACAGGAGAGGCAGCUGAUGCCACUGGAGAUAGAUGAGCUUCAGGAGGCCUUUAAGGAAUUUGACUAUGAUGCGGAUGGCUUCAUCCAUUACAAAGACAUCGCAGACUGCAUGAGGACCAUGGGCUACAUGCCUACAGAGAUGGAGCUCAUUGAGAUCAUCCAGCAAAUCAAGAUGAAAUGGGGUGGUCAUGUAGACUUUGAUGAUUUCUGUGAGCUAAUGGGGCCGAGGAUGGUGGCUGAGACAGCUCAUAUGGUCGGGCUGAAAGAGCUCCGCUGUGCCUUCAAACAGUUUGACUGUGAUGGCGAUGGAAAGAUCACACUUGAUGAGUUGAAGGAGGGCAUGAAAACCCUCCUCGGGGAGAAGCUGAAGAAAGGCGAGCUGGAGGAGAUCCUCAGUGACAUUGACCUCAACAAAGAUGGCAACAUUGACUUUGAUGGUGAGCGGUUGGGGACUUGUGUGGGAGAGGACAGACUUCAGGCAAAAAUAUGAAAGGGAAUCAUUAUUUUAAAACAGAAAAGAGUUUGUUAUGAUGCUUUCUGCACGAUGACCUCUGAUGGAAGAACACGGAGCAUUCAGCACCCGGAUUCAUCAGCUGCGUGCCAUUAUUUCUGUCUACUUAUUCCUAUUGUCCUUUUUCUUUUUUUUAUCGAAUAUUGAAUUUCACAUGGCUGGCUGUGAAAGUGUAAUCCACUUAGAGAUCUCUUUAUAUUUUCAUAAUAAAAGUUAAGUUUGAAUAAGUGCAGUGGGCAGAGGGUGAGUUAUGAAACCCUUUAUUGUAGUUGUUAAUGCUGCACUGUUGCCCUCUGGUGGCAGAGAAAUGUACAGCUUCCUGAAGCCUGAGCUAGAGCUGGUAUGAUUUCUCACCUAACUGUUUUUACUGUAUUUCCUAUGGAACUGAUGCAUGAAUGGCUCAUACUCGAGUAGUUGUUUCUGACUGAGUGAAGAAGCAGGUGUAGCUGCGUUGGAAACAGGCAAUGCUGCAUAUGAUCUUGUACAAUUUAGCAAUAUUUGCUAAAUUAGUUACACAAAUCAAAAUAAGAGAAGCUUUUAUUUAACAAUGUCAAUGUUGCAGAAAAAUAAUGCUCAGCUGUUCUGUGUGGGGACUUCCCCCCCCCCCCCAAAAAAAAAAACACCACCACAGCCAAUGUUGAAAAAAAAGUGCAUUUAUUAUUGAAAAUCGAUAACUUAAAACAUCUGAGCGAAAAAAGCGAGAUCUGUCCAAAAAGCCUUUGUACAAACAGUUUACAUACAACUCGACUCGUUCCCCCCCCCCUUGGGCUUUCUUAGAUAUUGUGAACACCCGGUAGCUCAAACUAAUUCUGAAAAAAAAAAAAAAAAAGGAUAUACAAUUAAAAGUAGUAUUCAUGCUAUGACCAAAAGAUAGGGAAUGGUAACCAACGCCAAAACCACAAUGCAAAAUGUUGUAAGGCAUACGCAGUCCUCUGACUGAAGCACUGCAGGUACCGUCCUUUCUCUUCCACGCAGACAGAGAGCAGCUUUUAAUGAAGAAUAAUGCUAACCCAAUAGCUGUAGGCAUGCUGUUUUUACUGGUUUCAAUUUGCCAUAAUAUUGCAAGACCCCCUUAGGAUUUCAAACACAACUUACGGACACAAUGUACAAAUAUUACUUUACUCAUAAAUUAAUUCAGUUUUAACUUAACUCAAUGGGAAGCUGGAUUGUUUUUUUGUUUUAAAGAAGACACUAAAAGCACUUCAAGAACCGAACCACUGGAUCCUGAAGACACACGCUCUAGAGGAAUCUUGUGGUCCAUGACAAGUAUGUGGAAGAAGGAGAUUAGGAAUUCAGGUUCACUGUGAGCCAACCAGAAAAGAGAAGCCAGGGCCAAACCUGAGGCUGCCAAAGGAAGAAAACAUUAGGAACAACAACAACAAAAAAAACACUUUUCAGGGUCACGUGCUCCUCUUAAACUCAGGUUAGGAGCAACAAAGUGCAUGAGAAGCUGGAAGAAACUCAAAGCUCGAAACAUGUAUUCUUUCAACAGGUCCUUUGCCGCUCCCUAGAGGCAGAAAUGGAAGUUGUGCAUGUAAGAAAAGUGUAAUACUUUUUAUCUGUGUUUGGUACACGUGCACCAGCUUUUAGUUGCACUUGGUUCGUGCAUACAUCACUUCACAGUUAUUCCUUUAAGUUAUCUUGCUUUUACUUUUUUUGGACUUUCAGCAUUUAGGAUUUUGUUUCACAGAGUCACGCCGCCUUUCCUCCAAAUAAAAAUUUUACAGCUCAGAAACAAAUCCAGAGAAAAAAAAAAGCCUUUCACAGGUCUUAUCAGUGUAGAAGCGUUUUUUGUUGUUGUUUGUUUGGGGUUUUUUUUUUGCAAUCUAUGAGUCAAAAUUGGGAGUCAUUAUCUCAAAAUCUACUUAAUAAUCACAAGUUUGAGUCCGUAAUUCAAAUUUAUGAGAUACCAGCUCUGCCUGGUAAUUUUUUUCUUUUGUUUUUCCAGUGGCAUAAUUAAGCUUCCAUACAUCAAAGACAAAACAAACAAACAAAAAACACUUUUCCCCUCAGUUCACUUGCAUUAAUCACAAAAAAGUGAUUAUGGGAUAUCCUACUCUGUCACUCAAGAGCAACAACAAGGAAAUAUUAACCACGUGCUGCAGUAACUUCUCUUGUUCUUGUUUUUCUGCAAUUAUUCAGGAAAUAUUUCUGGAAAUUGACAAUAAAGCAGAUGAGAAUA
This is a messenger RNA of Pelmatolapia mariae (spotted tilapia), 3303 nucleotides long. RefSeq names its product calcium binding protein 4 (gene cabp4). Gene Ontology annotation, molecular function: calcium channel regulator activity; calcium ion binding. Gene Ontology annotation, cellular component: cytoplasm. The record is from RefSeq and is a predicted model, not a curated record. The transcript is spliced from 10 exons. Gene Ontology annotation, biological process: regulation of voltage-gated calcium channel activity. The coding region runs from base 327 to 1100 and encodes 257 amino acids. NCBI's taxonomy places the organism in Eukaryota, Metazoa, Chordata, Actinopteri, Cichliformes, Cichlidae.